This is a messenger RNA of Mytilus californianus (California mussel), 2743 nucleotides long. RefSeq names its product interleukin-1 receptor-associated kinase 1-binding protein 1-like. The record is from RefSeq and is a predicted model, not a curated record. Gene Ontology annotation, biological process: immune response; canonical NF-kappaB signal transduction. Bases 66 to 815 code for a protein of 249 amino acids. Lineage: Eukaryota; Metazoa; Mollusca; Bivalvia; Mytilida; Mytilidae. The transcript has 3 exons.
UGUUUUUUUAGCACAUAAGCGACUUUAAACAUGUCUCGACGGUAAACAAACUUUCAAGUAAAAUUAUGAACCAGUAUACACCAUCCAAAGUGUAUGGAUCAAUUAUGCGUUCACCAAGAUUACAGAGACAUCCACACGACAUGGAUGACGAGAAUAUCUCUCCUCUUACUGAUGUUAAAUUAAUCGACAGAAAGAUUCAGGUUUCUGCUGUUGGUGAAGUUACACACCCGCCAGAUCGAUGCACGCUGGUGAUUAAGAUCGUAUCAGAGAAAAGUGACGUUGACGAGGCAAAAAGCAGUGUUAAAAGGAGAUUUGAUUAUGUACUUCAAACCUUACACAAUCAUUCAGUAAAGGAAUCAGAUAUAAAAGUUUAUAAGAACAUGAGAAGAGUGGACAGCAUGUACAGUCUAGAGACAAUUAUAGAAGUCAUAUUCUGUGAAGUACAUAAAUGUCAAACUGUUUCUAAUAUACUUGUGGAAAAGUUAGAUGAAACUGUCACUGUUUGUUUACCACAAUUUAGUCAUGCACAACAGACUCUACACAAUUUAAGGCAGCAGGCCAGUUUACUUGCCAUUCACAAUGCAAAACAAAAAGCUCAGGAAAUGGCUAGGCUUGUACACCAGGCUGUAGGUAGGCCACUCUGUGUCAGGGAAGAGGAAACAAAAGAAUGGAAUGGAUCUAAUGAAACUUUGGAAGACAUAGAAUCUGUAAAAUCUGUUCAACAAAGAGUGACAAAUGCUACUAUUUCUAUUUCUAGUAAAGUUUUUGUCACAUAUGAACUCAAACCUAAAAUUAAAAAGAAAACAAUAAGCUAGUCAGUACUGUGUAUGUUGUCUCACUUGUUAAGUAAAAGUUGGAAGCAACACACAGAUAUGACUUUAUUGCAACAAUGUUGAAAAUGUCAAAUACCUUGAUAUGGUUUACCUUCUUUCACAUAUGUUAAUUAAAAUGUGUAUGGACGGGGGCUGUUUGUGGUCAAAUCUUGUUAGCAGAUAUUAAACUUUUUUAAAUGUACUAGUGGUCAGGAUCAUGAGUAACUUUCGUGGUAACUAUGCAUGACUGGUUGAAAUAUUUUGCAUAUAAUUACACCUUAUGUAAGUAUCCUGCGUUUUAUUGGUUGAUAGCUAGUGUAAUUUUCUUGUAUAUUCAUGUUAACGUUUAAAUGAAUAUUGUUCAUAUUUCACCAUCACAGGGGCAUUUGCCAACCCAUACAUGUAUAUUUCAUUUUUACCCUCAAAGGAGACACUUGAUCAGUUAUGCCCUUUAUUAAAUGAGUUUUUUCCUCACAUUGUGAAGCGGAAAAAUAAUGGAAUUUAUUAGAUUUUAAAUAUUUAAACUAUCCAUCUCUAAUGAUAUUCAGUAUAAUUUUAAUUUAAGCAGAGUUAUCAUGUUCAGUAGGGUAUUUGCGAAAAAGACCAGUUUGAAGAAGAAAUUUUCUUUGCCUGGAAGCUGAGGAAAUGUUACCUUCUUUCAACUGGUAUUUUGCAAAUAUCCUUCCUUAACAUGAUAUAUCUGUUCAUAAUUUGUUGUAUGGAUAAUGUGCCCAUUUGGAACAGUCCAGUGGUCAGGAUUUUAUAGAAACCUAACUAUUUUUAAAAGAACAAAUACUUAAAUAAUAAUUCAAAUGUGAAUUGAUGUAUGGUAUGCAUAUUUGUCAGAUAUAGUUCAUAUGGCCUUGAUUCAUACUACAUGAACAAUGUUCAGGUAAAAAGCAGAUAAUGUUACAAUGAUUAUCCAACAUAACAUAUAUAGGGCUGCCAUUUAUUUCUUGUUUAUUAGUCUGUGUCAUAUGCUUUAAAGAUUUGCAAACAUUUAGAUAAAACCAACAAUUAUUGUUGGUUUUAUAUAUAUAUACUUUCAUGGCAGUACAUUGUACUACAUUUUCUCAUAAAUAGAUUGUGAUAUUCUUACAGAUAUAUUUUAAGUAUUUGCAGUUAUUGACCUUCUCAUGAAUUGAAGAAUGUGUAAUUUUUCAAAGAGGAUAACAUUUGCAUAAACCUGGGACAUAAUAUAUAUUGUUAGUAUAAUAGUUCCAGCAUUAACUCAAAUAAUUCCUGACAAAGGGGAGAUAAUUCAUAUAGAAAUUACAUGCUAAUUCAGUAAUUAUAAUGCAUUUGUUUAGCAAUGGACAGAAGUAUGUGGUAAAUUGACACAAUUUCUGGACAAUUAAUGCUAUAAAAUUAUAAAAUAUAUGUAUUCUCAAUAGUGCAAUUUAAAAUCCUGUCAAUUUUUCACUAUAAUGAGAAUAUCAUAAAUUCUCAAUAAAUUAGUUAUUUUGUUUUAUUUGCAAAACAAUUAUUCUCCUCUUUUUGUCUUUAUAAUCAAAAUUCAUAAAACUGAAAAUUUUGAAUCCAGUAUUUUUCAAAAUCAUCCUACAUAUUUAUGGAAACUUAAAAAAAAUCUUAUCUUAUAUAAAUUAUUUUAAUUCACCUCAAUUUUUUAGGGUUAAGUCUUCUUAGAAACAAUAUAUGAAAGGUCUACAAUUUUUAUUAGAGAGAGGACAUAUUAUGAAUAUGACAUUUUUUUUAAAGUUGGUUAACCUUAAAAACAAUAUUUAAACAAACGUGAAAGUGUGAAGCAAAACUGUGAUAUAUCAUAAAUACAGUGAGAUUUUAUCAGAAGUAUACAACAAGUAGAAUAUUAGUUGUGAUUACAUUUUUGGUAAGAAAAAGCUGUUAUUUACAAUGAAAAUGGUCGGUGUAGUACAUUUUAUUUUAGAUAUGUAAUAAAUGAAUGAUAUAAA